CUGGAUGAGAGUCACCUGGGUCCGCAACGCACUACUCUCACAAAACGUCUGACCGAGUGGAGACUGGAGGAGGACUUUGUUUCGUUUUUCCUCAUUCUCCUAAAUAAGAGGCAAUUUUUAUUUCACACAGUUCCUGGGUUAGAUUAAAGAUAAUCCAUUUGAUCUCUGCCGGAUGGGAUUUUUUUUCUACACGAAUCAGAAAUAUUUGGAUGCAAAUUUAUUUUGAGGUGGAUUACGUGUGCUUUCUUUUAAUCGGAAACCUUUUCUUUUUCAUCUUUUUUUUUGUUUGUUUUUAAACUCCGAUGUUUUUCAGCGCCUGCUGCGUUAGAAAACCAGAGCCUGAUAGUGGAAGGAUUAGAUUAUUUUUUUUUUAAUCUAAAAUAAAAAAGAUGCAACUCGGCAGGAUUGUGUAUUUCACGCUAGUAUGUCUCGGUUCCUAUGCUGCUGUCAUAGCUUCAGGUUGUUUGGGAAAUGAGUGCAAUUUAGGCCAGACACCUCCAUUUCCUCCGCUGUCCCCCUCUGAGGUCAAAUCCCAGCAGCCCUCUCAAGAUCCCCUUGAUCAAUUUGCCCAGAUUAAUUCGCCAAACAAUGGAGACCAUAAACACCGUGAUGCCAACGCCGUCAUGCCUUUCAUCGGCCUCACCAACACUGCUGAGCAGAGCCGCAGCUGCUGUAAGAAUGGAGGGACCUGUAUUCUGGGCAGUUUCUGUGCCUGUCCUCCAUUCUUUACUGGUCGGAGCUGCGAGUACAACCAGCGUAUCAGGCACUGCGGUCUGAUUCCACAUGGUGAAUGGGUGCGGAAGGGCUGCUCAUACUGUCGUUGCGGUUUCGGUUUUCUGCACUGUUUCCCCCACGUCUUCCACAAAGACUGCGAUGACUCUGAGGAAGUGCAGUGGUAUCAUUCGUCUGGUGUCAGGACACUUCAGAACAACUGUAUAUUGAGUCUGACACUGCUUCUACUGUUUCUCCUCCUAUGAUGAAUAAAUAUUUUAAGGCAAAAAAAAACAACAAUACAUCUCCAAAGAUAGUCUGAGCUCCAAAUGUGUUUAAAAAGUAUAUAUUUAUUUUAUUCAAAUGAAAUGUUUCAUAGAAGAUACUGUAGAUAUGUUUCUGGGGGAAAAAAAAUGAAAGCCAGACGUUGUUCUUCAUGAGCGAACUCUUUCAAACCCAGAUGAGUAGCCAUAAAGUUGAGCGACUGUUGUGCUUUAUGGCCUAUGGAGAUGCAUGAUGAUGCUGACACUCUUUUUCAGCAGUGACUGCUAUGUGACUACAUCAAACAAAAAACAUGUUAUGAAAUGCUCGUCGCUCUCGGACUUCAACAUUGAACAAGAAUGAACAAGCAUGGUUUAUUUCUACACAUCCAACCACAAACCACCCCUAUUUAUUCAUGUUAUUUCUGUGUCUUGGAAACAACUGUACAUAAAAGCUUCAUAAAAAUAUAAUUUUUGGAGGGUGUUUUUAUUUUUGAGGCUACUGUUUAAUGAAGGAUUGUGGCUUCUGUUUGCACAAGGGAUGAGUUGUUAUCCAGGGAAUAUAACAGGGUAUUAACUUGU
Syngnathus typhle (broad-nosed pipefish) is the source of this 1553-nucleotide messenger RNA. RefSeq names its product teratocarcinoma-derived growth factor 1 (gene tdgf1). The transcript is spliced from 6 exons. NCBI's taxonomy places the organism in Eukaryota, Metazoa, Chordata, Actinopteri, Syngnathiformes, Syngnathidae. The record is from RefSeq and is a predicted model, not a curated record. The coding region runs from base 390 to 977 and encodes 195 amino acids.